GCAGCAGCAGCAACAACAGCAGCAGCAGCAGCAACAGCAGCAGCAGCGGCGGCGACGGCCGAGCGGCCGGGUUACCCGGCAGCGACCUCAGGCCCUUUCCCUUCCCCACCCGACCCCGGCACCCCGCUCCGCCCCGCUCUGGGCCUCUCGUUUGAGUUCCCCGCCGGCGAGCGGGCGCCACCGGCCCGAGCGUCCAUCCACGCGCCAGUCUCUCGGCGAGGCAGGCCGUGCCGGGGAGCGCAGCCCCGGCGGAGAGCGGCCCGGGGCGGAACGGGGGGCCUGCCCCCGGGCGGUGGUGCGGGAUGCCGCCGCCGCCGCCGGGCUGCGUUGGCUCUCGGCGAGCGGCGCGCGUGUCGGGUGGGUGUCCGGCCGCGGGCCUCGCCCCCCAGACUCCUCGCCAGCGUUAGCCGGGCCGCACGGCGCCCCGAGGGGGCCGGGCUGUGCGCGGGCUGUGGCCCUUCUCCGCGCCGCGAGCCGCCGCCCCUCCGCCCGCCCCGAGGCGCCCCGCAGGCACCAUGCAGGCGCAGCAGCUGCCCUACGAGUUUUUCAGCGAAGAGAACGCGCCCAAGUGGCGGGGGCUGCUGGUGCCUGCGCUGAAAAAGGUUCAGGGGCAAGUUCACCCUACUCUAGAGUCUAAUGAUGAUGCUCUUCAGUAUGUUGAAGAAUUAAUUUUGCAGUUACUAAAUAUGCUCUGCCAAGCUCAGCCCCGGAGUGCUUCAGAUGUGGAGGAACGAGUUCAAAAAAGUUUCCCUCAUCCAAUUGAUAAGUGGGCAAUAGCUGAUGCCCAGUCAGCUAUUGAAAAGAGGAAGAGAAGAAACCCUUUAUCCCUGCCAGCAGAAAGAAUUCAUCACUUAUUAAGGGAGGUCCUGGGUUACAAAAUUGACCACCAGGUUUCUGUUUACAUAGUAGCAGUAUUAGAAUACAUUUCUGCAGAUAUUUUAAAGCUGGUGGGGAAUUAUGUAAGAAAUAUACGGCAUUAUGAAAUUACAAAACAAGACAUUAAAGUGGCAAUGUGUGCUGAUAAGGUAUUGAUGGAUAUGUUUCAUCAAGAUGUAGAAGAUAUAAAUAUCUUAUCUUUAACUGAUGAAGAGCCUUCCACCUCAGGAGAACAGACUUAUUAUGAUUUGGUAAAAGCAUUCAUGGCAGAAAUUCGACAAUAUAUAAGAGAAUUGAAUCUAAUUAUAAAAGUUUUUCGAGAACCCUUUGUCUCUAAUUCCAAAUUGUUUUCAUCUUAUGAUGUAGAAAACAUAUUUAGUCGUAUAGUAGAUAUACAUGAACUCAGUGUAAAGUUACUGGGCCAUAUAGAAGAUACUGUAGAAAUGACAGAUGAAGGCAGUCCCCACCCAUUAGUAGGAAGCUGUUUUGAAGACUUAGCAGAAGAACUGGCAUUUGACCCAUAUGAAUCAUAUGCUCGGGAUAUUUUACGGCCUGGAUUCCAUGACCGUUUUCUUAGUCAGCUAUCAAAGCCUGGGGCAGCACUUUAUUUGCAGUCCAUAGGCGAAGGCUUCAAAGAAGCCGUGCAGUAUGUCCUGCCGCGGCUGCUGCUCGCGCCUGUGUACCACUGUCUGCAUUACUUCGAACUCCUGAAGCAGUUAGAAGAGAAAAGUGAGGAUCAAGAAGACAAGGAGUGUAUGAAGCAAGCAAUAACAGCCCUGCUCAAUGUCCAAAGUGGCAUGGAAAAAAUUUGCUCCAAAAGUCUUGCAAAACGAAGACUGAGUGAGUCUGCGUGUCGGUUCUACAGCCAGCAAAUGAAGGGGAAACAACUUGCCAUCAAGAAGAUGACGGAGAUCCAGAAGAAUAUUGACGGCUGGGAGGGGAGGGACAUCGGGCAGUGCUGCAAUGAGUUCAUAAUGGAGGGGACUCUUACACGUGUAGGGGCCAAGCACGACAGGCACAUAUUUCUCUUUGAUGGCUUAAUGAUUUGCUGUAAAUCAAAUCAUGGGCAGCCAAGACUUCCUGGUGCUAGCAAUGCAGAAUAUCGACUUAAAGAAAAGUUUUUUAUGAGAAAGGUACAAAUUAACGAUAAAGAUGACACCAGUGAAUACAAGCAUGCUUUUGAAAUAAUUCUGAAAGAUGGGAAUAGUGUGAUAUUUUCUGCCAAGUCAGCUGAAGAGAAGAACAACUGGAUGGCAGCACUAAUAUCCUUGCAGUACCGUAGCACCCUGGAGAGGAUGCUUGAUGUGACAAUGCUUCAGGAAGAGAAGGAGGAGCAGAUGAGGCUGCCUGGCGCAGAUGUGUACAGGUUUGCAGAGCCCGACUCAGAGGAGAAUAUUCUAUUCGAAGAGAAUGUGCAGCCCAAGGCUGGGAUCCCCAUUAUCAAAGCAGGGACCGUGGUUAAGCUGAUUGAGAGGCUCACAUACCAUAUGUAUGCAGAUCCAAAUUUUGUUCGAACAUUCCUUACAACAUACAGAUCCUUUUGCAAACCUCAAGAACUACUGAAUCUUCUAAUAGAAAGAUUUGAAAUUCCAGAGCCUGAGCCAACAGAAGCUGACCGCAUAGCUAUAGAGAACGGAGAUCAGCCCCUGAGUGCAGAGCUGAAACGGUUUAGAAAGGAGUAUAUUCAGCCUGUACAGCUGAGGGUAUUAAACGUGUGUCGGCACUGGGUGGAACACCAUUUUUAUGACUUUGAAAGAGAUGCAGACCUUUUACAGAGAAUGGAGGAAUUUAUUGGAACAGUAAGAGGUAAAGCAAUGAAAAAAUGGGUCGAAUCCAUCACUAAGAUAAUCCAAAGGAAAAAAAUUGCGAGAGACAAUGGCCCAGGUCAUAAUAUUACAUUUCAGAGCCCACCGCCCACAGUUGAGUGGCACAUAAGCAGACCUGGGCACAUAGAGACUUUUGACUUGCUCACCUUACACCCAAUAGAAAUUGCUCGACAACUCACUUUACUUGAAUCAGAUCUAUACCGAGCUGUGCAGCCAUCAGAAUUAGUUGGAAGUGUGUGGACAAAAGAAGAUAAAGAAAUUAAUUCUCCCAACCUUCUGAAAAUGAUUCGGCACACCACUAACCUCACUCUGUGGUUCGAGAAAUGUAUUGUAGAAACAGAAAACUUAGAAGAAAGAGUAGCUGUGGUGAGUCGAAUAAUUGAGAUUCUACAAGUCUUUCAAGAGCUGAACAACUUCAAUGGUGUUCUUGAAGUGGUCAGUGCUAUGAACUCAUCACCUGUUUACAGACUGGACCACACAUUUGAGCAAAUACCAAGUAGACAAAAGAAAAUUUUAGAAGAAGCUCAUGAGUUGAGUGAAGAUCACUAUAAGAAAUAUUUGGCAAAACUCAGGUCUAUUAAUCCACCAUGUGUGCCUUUCUUUGGAAUUUAUCUCACAAAUAUCUUAAAAACAGAAGAAGGCAACCCUGAGGUCCUAAGAAGACACGGAAAAGAGCUCAUCAACUUCAGCAAGCGGAGGAGAGUGGCUGAGAUAACGGGAGAGAUCCAGCAGUACCAAAAUCAGCCUUACUGCUUACGGGUGGAGUCAGACAUCAAGAGGUUCUUUGAAAACUUGAAUCCAAUGGGAAAUACAAUGGAGAAAGAAUUUACAGACUAUCUAUUCAACAAAUCCCUGGAAAUAGAACCACGGAACCCUAAGCCUCUUCCAAGAUUUCCAAAAAAAUACAGCUAUCCCCUAAAAUCUCCUGGUGUUCGUCCAUCAAAUCCAAGACCAGGAACCAUGAGACAUCCCACACCUCUGCAGCAGGAGCCAAGAAAAAUUAGCUACAGUAGAAUCCCUGAAAGUGAAACAGAAAGUACAGCAUCUGCACCAAAUUCUCCAAGAACACCACUGACGCCUCCUCCUGCAUCUGGCACUUCUAGUAACACAGAUGUUUGCAGUGUGUUCGAUUCUGACCAUUCAGCAAGCCCUUUUCACUCAAGAUCUGCUUCAGUUUCAUCUAUAAGUUUAUCCAAGGGUACUGAUGAAGUACCUGUUCCCCCUCCUGUUCCCCCUCGAAGACGGCCAGAGUCUGCCCCAGCGGAAUCCUCCCCAUCCAAGAUUAUGUCUAAGCACUUGGACAGCCCCCCAGCUAUUCCUCCUAGGCAACCCACAUCAAAAGCCUAUUCACCGCGAUAUUCAAUAUCAGAUCGGACCUCUAUAUCAGAUCCUCCUGAGAGCCCUCCCUUGUUACCACCACGGGAACCUGUGAGGACACCUGAUGUUUUCUCAAGCUCGCCAUUACAUCUCCAACCUCCCCCUUUGGGCAAAAAGAGUGAUCAUGGCAAUGCCUUCUUCCCAAACAGCCCCUCCCCUUUUACCCCACCACCUCCUCAGACCCCUUCUCCUCAUGGCACAAGAAGGCAUCUGCCAUCACCACCACUGACACAGGAAGUGGACCUUCAUUCCAUUGCUGGGCCUCCUGUUCCUCCACGACAAAGCACUUCUCAACUUAUUCCCAAACUCCCUCCAAAAACUUACAAAAGGGAGCACACACACCCAUCCAUGCAUAGAGAUGGACCACCACUGCUGGAGAAUGCCCAUUCUUCCUGAGUUCCUCUCAGCUGGGAUACACACAGUUUCCUAGCCCCCAAUCCAUUGCUGGCAACGGAUGCACUGAACAUGCCAGCACUGAGAAGUUGAAGUGAGAACUCCAAACACUAACGACUCUACUUCAAGAUGUAGUGUAAGACAAUUUUAACCUGCAUGGAAUUAUGAAAUAAGAUGGUAUUCCAGCUUAGAAUGUGGAGACUGAUCUAGAAGAACUGGAUAACUGAUUGCACCCAGAGAUCACGUGAAGGGACUUUUCUAGCCAAUAGGCAGACAUCCUCAUAUUGUGAAGUGAUCUUUAUCGUUAAAGGGAUGGAAAACAGUCUAAUGUCCAACAAGCCCAUAUGUUGACAGUUUUUGUAAUUCAAAAUAUUAUGCACUUUUAAAAAAUCUUAAACAGGGAUCUUCUCCCCUUCCUUUGUUUUCCUUUGCUUUACUCUUCUACUUUAGAAUAUUUUCGUAAAAAUUAUUCAGAGGACUGUGAGAAAAGGCUGUGGUACCUGACCUUGUUGAAACCAAGGCCCAGCACUGUACUACAGUCCUGUUUACAGAUUAUAACAGUGAAUUGAAUGGGUACCGAGGCUUCACCAAAGAGGUACUUUUUGUUAUUGUUAUUGUUUUAAGAAUAAUUAUGCCAAUUUUAAGAACAUUCCCUACCUACCCCCACUCACAAACAAAAUGUGGUGGUGUUGCCUUUAAACAAAAAAUGUCAAUGUCAUUAACAUGAUGGAAGAACAUUUUAAAAUGUAACUGUCAAGUAUACUCUUUUCACUUAGGAGACUGUUAAUCUAUGCUAGACUGUCCUCCCCCAGCCCUUUGUCUCACAGACGUUUACUGGUAAUGUAUGUCCUGGCUCGUGGCCGUCCCUCCACCAUACACAGAAACGCAGGCACCCAAUGUGAACAAGAGCACUCUCUGGGCCUCCCUGACACUGUUCAUGUUUUACUAAUAGUUGAGUAGUUAGCAUACCUAGAAUUACCUUGCAUUGCCUAAAUCAUGUGUAUAUAGUAAAUGUUAUAUAAUAUACCUUACAGGUCUGUUUUUAUUUAAUUGAAUAAAGAUAAACUACUUUGUUUGGCUGGCAUAUAUUAAAUUAUUAUAUGGAGAAAAUGGUUGAUUCUUAUUUCUUUGGGUUGGAAAACGUACAAACACUAAGCAUAAAAGCACAUGAGGUGGAACCUGGGUGUCUAGUUCUUGCAGAAUAAUCUCAAGUUGGAGUCUGGCGUGAAGGGAAAUACUGGCUUAAAAUGGGAUAGGCAUCUUUUGUUUUGUUUUUUGGGUCUUUUUUUUUUUUUUUGGUUUUUUUGUUUUGUUUUGUUUUUUUGAGACAGGGUUUCUCUGUAUAGACCUGGCUGUUCUGGAACUCACUCUGUAGACCAGGCUGGCCUCGAACUCAGAAAUCUACCUGCCUCUGCCUCCCAAGUGCUGGGAUUAAAGGCGUGCGCCACCACCGCCUGGUGGGAUAGGCAUCUUUUAAGCAGAACCUUGCAGCUUCUUAAAAUUUCUUGAGCAACCAUACAUAUUUGUGAAGAUUUAUUUUGAACAUUCUACUUUGCUUAAGAUCUUCAGUUCCUUCAGAGUUUCUCCUUAGAGUAUCUACCUGCAUCCUUAAUACAUGAUGAUUCAUGAAGCCUUGUACUGCUCUUCUGAGUCUGAAAAAUACUGUGACUAAAAUGCAUGCAACUUGAAGAGAAAACAUUUUCUUAUUCUCCACAAUGUCUGUGAACUGUGUAUUCCAUUCUUGGCAGUUGUCAGUGUGUGCAUGUGUCCUCAGUAAUGAAGCAGCAUUUCAGUAAUUCUGUUAAUCUGUGCUGCUUCAUAGUGGCAACUUAGUAUUUAUUAGUGCAUUAAAUGUACAUCUUGGUGGUGCAAUGUAUAGUCUUCUCAGAUCAGAAGAACAUGAAUUGUAUCAUCAUGAGGGAGUCUAUCUAGUUUGUUAGAGUUAAUUCAUUUUCACUCAGCUAUGGUAGCCAUUUUUCGAUUUGUAAAAGGUCUCCUUUCUUAAGAGUCCUCAAAAGUUAAUUUCAAAUUCCUUCUUGGAUGCAAAGUGUCCAUUAGGCCAUUCAUUGAACAAAAAUAGUUAAGCAUACUUACUAAUGCUGCUCUGUGUGACUGUAAUGCAUGUCCCCAAAUCUCCUAUGAUUUUUUAGAUCAGCCUAACUGUCCGGAGAAGUUCCCAUGGCUUAUUGAUCACUGAUCAUCCUGUCCUUACUUCAAAUGAGAAUCUAAGAAAAGCAACAUUAGAAACCCAUUCAGUAUCUCUCUCUCUGGCAAGUGCUGCCUUCCAACAAGGUGAUGGCCCCUUUCAGUCUGCCUGAGCCAACAAGGAGCUCAGAUCUGGAGUUAACUGUAUUUCUCCCCAAGGGCAUUCUCUAUCCCACUGUUCUAGGACACCACUUCACCAUACAGCCAUUUUAUAUGCAUCAUGGAUAGAAGAUAUUUUUAUUCUCCAAUAUGGCAUUUUGGCAAAAAUAUUUUCUGCAGCAGUAACUGAUUUUAAAAAUUGUAAUUGGAUGCUCUGAGAAGGUGAGAAAACUGUAUUCUUGUGUGAACCAUUAUCUGGCUGGCAGAUUUAUUCUUAGUCAUAACUAAAAUGUACUAAUUCAGGGGUAAAAAGCAGAACACAAAUGCACCAUUAAGAACUGCAUCUGAAUUCGAGAUUACAAGGCAGCCAGUGCAGCAAAUCUUGCUUAACUACGUUCCCAAAUAUGGGACAUUUCCCCCAGAAAUCAAAGUGCCAGCAAAUGUUUCCUUAUCCUUAGCUCUCAAAGGGGGCUCCUCAAUAGAAAUGCUUUGUUCACAGCUAAGCACUUUGGAAAACAGGGACAGGAAAGUAUGUUUUUCUUAGUUUAUUAAGACAAGAUAUUUAUUCUUUUACUCCUUCAAAUGUGUUUAAAGACUACAAAUGACAAAUAUUGAAAGUCUGCCUAAUUGAAAUCUUUUUGCUUAAAUAAAGGCUGUUGGGUAUCAAAUUGUGAUUUUAGUAAGUUACUAUUCUCCAACUCAAUGUUUUAAUGGAUCUGAGUGAGGCAAGAGAAUACCAAAUAAACACAAUCAGCAGAACAGUCUACUAAGUACUGUUUAAGUUGAAGGCCAUGCUACAAUUCCGAAUUCUUCCUUAAUGCAAACCCCAAGUGGUAUUUAUCAGAAUGAUCUUUUAAUUAAGUUUGCUCAUGUUAUUUCAUUAUCUUAAUGGCUUAAGUUAGAGAUAUUUAGUUGUUCUGGAAAAUAAAUGGGGAUGUUGUCCCAGUUAGAGAACAUACAGAAGAAAGCCUUUCCUACCCUUUUCCUAUUCAAAACCAAGGCAACCAUUCAUUCCUGCUUUUCUGCUGCUGGAUGGGUUUGCAUGCUCAGUUGUCUGCCUGUUGUACUGGUGCAGGUUCUGUGUAGCCCAUGUUAAUCUUUACCAGUAAAUGCACAUCACAAGGUUACUUUCAGUUUGGCUGAAAGAGAAUUGUGCAGUAAAAUUAGAAGGAAAGCAAUGACUUUAUUCAAUCAGUUUUUUUUUUUCAUUUGAAAUACUACUAACUUUUAAGAUAAUUUCAUGGUCCCUUAUACAUAAGCCAAUGAAAUAUUCUGAGUUCUGUUAAGAAAAUAAAGCAUGAACUCUACAUGAUAAAUCUAAACUACAAAAACACUGGUAAGUUCUUUUAUAAGUUUCAUGCCUUAUUUCCAUUUUUGACACCAUAAAGUGCAUUUUCUGUCAACUGUGAGCAAAUUUCCCUUUGCCUUUAAUAAACAUAGUGCAUUAAGUAGCCAGUUGCUGAAAAAUUACAAAGCAAGUUAGCUAAAGGUGGGUCACACUGGACUACAUUCAAAGAACCAAGAUCUAUAAAAGAUGCAAGUUGUACGUGGUGUGGCUUAGCAUGCACCUGUGCAGAUGCAUGCCACUUCAGUAGCUGCCAAAUGUGCCUUUAAUUAAAAACAUCUCUAAUUUUUUUUUCUUCAAAUCAAGUCAGCAUUUGGGGACACGAUUAGGGCAGGGGACUUGGGGGCACAAAUAUCUGGUGAAACCACCAGAGAAUUUGUCAACGUGACAUGUAUAAUUUUAGUUGAGAUGUGUCUGUGUAUAUAUGUGUAUUUGCCUUUGUUUAGAAGCACGGUUACUUGCUGAAAUGAUUGUUAAAAAAUGCUCUGUCAGUCUUAUUUGAUGUAAGAGCAAAGUGUGGUGUACACAUCUAAUGAUGGCCUUUGUACCUAACCAUGUUUGUAGGUGAUCUUUGUAUUCUGUGUGCAGCAAUAUUCAGUUUGCGUUAAAGUGGAAAAAUGGCUGUUAUUUUUCUGGCAUUACUAAGAUAAAUUGAAAAAUAAUAAAGAAAAAUACCUUA
Apodemus sylvaticus (European woodmouse) is the source of this 8800-nucleotide messenger RNA. RefSeq names its product SOS Ras/Rac guanine nucleotide exchange factor 1 (gene Sos1). Lineage: Eukaryota; Metazoa; Chordata; Mammalia; Rodentia; Muridae. Gene Ontology annotation, molecular function: protein heterodimerization activity; guanyl-nucleotide exchange factor activity. Gene Ontology annotation, biological process: Ras protein signal transduction; positive regulation of GTPase activity. Gene Ontology annotation, cellular component: plasma membrane. The record is from RefSeq and is a predicted model, not a curated record. The coding region runs from base 516 to 4475 and encodes 1319 amino acids. The transcript is spliced from 22 exons.